ACAUCACCAAGAUGAUGAUAAACCACAAAACUAAAAGCGGUCUUUUUUGUUCUUUUUCUUUUUUUUUUUCUUUUAGCAUACCAUAUCAAUAAAAGCCAGUAUUAACAUGUCAGACUCACUUUCUAGUCUAUUAAAAGCACAUAACGAGAAACAGGCAGAAACAAAGAGACACAAUGAACAACUAAAAAAGAACGCGAUUCAGUCUGUUAAUGAACUGACUGAUUCACUGACAGAAUAUGUUAAUGAAGGGGUGAAUGAGAUCUUUUCAAAGCAAAAAGAACUAGAGCAACAGUCAAGAAAACUAGCCAAUCAAACAACACGAUAUGCAAGUCAGACGCAGCAAUGGCUGACACUUGUAGACAACUUUAACAUGUCACUUAAAGAAUUAGGUGAUGUCAAAAAUUGGGCAGAAAUCAUGGAGCAUGAUAUGAAAACAAUCAUGUCUACUUUGGAAUUUGUUCAUCAAGGCACUAUCGGUGGGGAAAGAGUAGAAUAAAAAGAAAAAGACAUAUAGCACUAUUCAGAGUAAAUACUGUAUUUUGUAAUGGCUUUUUAAAUAAGCUGUCAAGUCUGAUUUAUUAGCAACAAACAGAAUUAGCGGCAAUAGAAAUAUACAGAUUGUAUUACUCUAGUUUGAAUUGUGGGGUAAACACUUUCUAUACAUCUCUCUUCUUAUGUAUAUCAAAUAUACAUGCCUUGUUUCUUUU
Molecule: messenger RNA, 707 nt
Organism: Gilbertella persicaria
Lineage: Eukaryota; Fungi; Mucoromycota; Mucoromycetes; Mucorales; Choanephoraceae
Product: biogenesis of lysosome-related organelles complex 1 subunit 1
Exons: 5
Biological process (GO): endosomal transport
Cellular component (GO): BLOC-1 complex
Source: RefSeq, a predicted model, not a curated record